AGAGGCGGCGGGGGCAAAGACACAGCCGAGUGACUCUAGGUGGACAUGCACCGCCGACACGCGUGCUUCAGUUGUUGUUACUCCGUAAUGAUCUCUGCAUUCCUGAACCUCUCCUAACUAAACUACGCCGAUGAACUGCACCAGGUUUUACCACAUUCUGGACAACAGAUCGCACCCACCUGUGUCUAUUAUGCCAGUUGAUUUAGCCUUGAGACUCUGCCUGGCGCACUCGCCGCCCAUGAGGAAUUUCCUCGGGCCGUACGAAGGCUGCAGGGGACUGAACGGCGGUGGUGGCGGCGGCAGCAGUAGACUCAAGCCGCUACGGCCGUGCAUCAGCGCCAGGGCAGCGGCCGCCGAGUCGUGCAACGACGCCUGGGCUCACCACGCCCGGGGCAAGAGGAAGAAAACCGUGGUGUUUGCAGACGACAAAGGUUUCGCCCUCACAGCCGUUCACCUCUUCUCCGAGUUUGACGACUCUCUCGCCGAGCUGCAGUUCGAACUGACCGACCUCGACCACACGAUCGGCGGGCUGGAGGCGGACGACUACAAGCCGCUGGCGCUGGAUUUCCCGCAGCCGUCCGCCGACUACCUGGAGUUCCGCAGCCGCCUAAUGAAGAACAUGGUCUGCCUGGAAAACUGCACUCUGCAGGAGAAGUUCAUCGCGGGCACCGUGGUCGUGAGGAAUCUGAGUUACCACAAAGCCGUCCAGAUCCGAAUUUCCUUCGACGCGUGGAAGAGUUAUAAGGAUGUGGACUGUACAUUUGUAAACAAUAUUUAUGGCUGUUCCGACACCGACACCUUCUCGUUCGCCAUCGACCUACCCACCUACGUGACGCCGCAGGAGAAGAUCGAGUUCUGUGUCUCCUUCAAGAGCGGGGAGCAGACAUACUGGGACAACAACGACGGCAAGAACUACCGCAUAGUUCACGUCGAGUGGAAAUCUGACGGACUCCAAGCCCCCGUCAUCAAGAGCGAAAUUGUGGCCAAACUAUCUGGGAAGACGGCGUUGAUUGAAUGCGGCCACUAUGGCAGCCCCCGGGCAUCGAGUGGCUUGGUCCCCGAGUGGCACAGCUGGGGCAAGAUUGAGACAGGCCUUCCGUACUGGUGACAGAGUUAGGUUUUCUGUAGUGUUUGCUGGAGAGAUGCAUCAAUUUCCAUAUUAAACUUAUGAAAACAUGGAUCUGUAAAUCGCUCUCCCCCACCGAUUUCACUUCCAACUAUUAAUGUUUGCCUUUGCUUCCACCUACAGCACGAACAUUCUCAACAACAAAAAAUAGUUUAGUGGCUGAGCACAUCUUGCACUUGAUGUGUGGGUGGGUGGCUCCUAAUAUCGAUGAUAAUAAGUACAACAUGAGAAUUCAUAUUGGCUCCUGUGGUGUUGAACUGCAUCCUGGAAUUGUGGUAACUGGGCUCGGUUUGAACUGAGCAAUUCUUAGGGGUACAAUAAAGACACGGGGAGAGCUAGAUCACCGAGAUGCACUGUGAAUGAAGAUAGACCGAGAAUAUUACUGUAGUUCAUGUUGGUGUUGUAGGGAACUUGGAGAUCUGUCAGUGGUCACAUUGGCUGUGAAUGAGCCAAGUGUAUGUGAUAGACUAAAAUGGGUGUUAGCAAGAAACCCAUUGCACUUUAUAUAAAAUGUGAGUGCCUUUUUGUUCAGUGAAUGGCAAUGUUAAAUGGUAAGACACUAAUACCAAGUUAAAUUUAACGAUAAACUGAAGACUUGGUCAAAAAAUAGGCUGGCGAUUAACUUUGUUUUAAGGACUAACUUUUUUUGUAUUUCUUAUCUCUUGAAGGGCAAAUUUCAAAAUCCUUUCUGAACCAAACGACAACACUAGCUCCCAUUUUACGAUCAGCUUGCUAGCAUUGUGUAAAUGAUUGCAAGAGGUUCCUUUUUGGGAGUAGGUCCUGAGAAUCCAUAACUGCUGUGUGUAGCAUUAUGCUGUGCUGUUCCAUGGUAAUUUAUAUUCUAAAAUGUUCUGCUUGUCAAUCCAGAAGUGGUGUUCAUAAUGAACAUUUGAUUCUUUCUUCCGCUAGGGUGACUGUUCUCUUAUUUUGAUUGUUUAGAUUGUUUAAUUGCUUAGAUUUUAGGAGAGGGAUGGGUUUUGGGGAGAACCUGCAGAAGUCUAUUUCUAACUAACAAUCUGCCCUUAGGAGCAGUGUUUUUAAAUAGCCAAAAUUAACAAUCUUUUGUAUUGUUUUCAAAAACAUGAUUGUGGCACUGUAUUUUUCUAAGUGUAUGAACACAAAGCCUCAUGGUCCUCUUGGAAGAAAUUCUCCUUCACAUUGAAGGUUGGAAAGUUUAAACUUGUACCUGGUUACAUAUAGGCACCUAAAGAGCCUGUCCCACUUAUGCGACCUUUACAGGCGACUGCCGGCACCCGUCAUAGGUCGGCGAAAUUUUCAACAUGUUGAAAAUUCAGCGGCGACCAGAAAGACGCUAGGACUCUUUGGAGACCUCUCACGACCAUAGGCUGUAUGGUCAUGAGAGGUUUCCUAUGGUUGUGAGAGUUCACCCACAACAUGUUGACAGGGUCGCCUGUAUGGUCCUGAGAGGUCUCCAAAGAGUCGUAGCGUCUUUCUGGUCACCACUGAAUUUUCAACAUGUUGAAAAUUUCGGCAACCUACGACUGGUGCCGGCAGUCGCCUGUAAAGGUCGCGUCAGUGGGACAGGCCCUUUACAAAUUUAAGAAUAAAUUUCUGGAGGCGACUAUUUGAUUCGGAACUUCAACCCAUUGCACACCUCAUUGGUUUUUUUUUGCCCUUUUCUCUCUAAUGGCAAAAGUAUUGCCAGUGUAGGAAAUUCAAUGUAAUGACUAAGCAUGUAGUUUUACUGUUUGUUUUAAUGUUUGUUAUUUGUACAGCCUUUGAUAAUGCAACACAAACUGGCAUAAGGAAGAGCAUUUUGCUUAUCUUAACUAAGAAAAAAGCUUGUUUGCUUUUUCUCCUUCCCCCCCCCCCCCACCCCCCACCACUGUGAAUUAGGAUAUGAAGCACUUCUAAAUGACCAUGGUCUCUUGAGGUUCAUGAAGUACUCUAACUAGUCUUUGAUCUCUUCGGGCAACCUUGGACUUGAGUUUUAAGUGGCAAUGUUGCCAAUUUGAAUGCCUAUCCCUUUUCCAAAGUCUUCAUGAUAUCCCUUGACGCCUCUUUUCAAAUUGUUGGGGGGGUUUUGCACCGUUGUUUCAUCAUGGAACCUGCAUUUUGAAUGUUUAAACAUAUUUGAUCUGAACAGAAUGAGUAUUUGCUGCCUCAAAAGCAUGAAUAUUUUCCCGACUGCUAUUUUAUCCCUUGGCAAAUACAUUGCCCAAUCAGUUCAGAUGCAGGACUUUUUUGUACAUUAAUAUAUUGUACCAAGUCUUCGUAGAUUCAUCUGAAUAUAAAUCCACACCACUGUUUGAUAAAUGAAUCAUCUGGUUAUUUAAACACAUUUAGAUCUGCAUCUGAUAGUGGAGCCAAACUUUAGAAGCUGAUUCAAUGCCUGAAGAAUCCAGCUUUCCUAUGUUUAGCUUCAAGCAGAUGAUUCUGAUUAAAUUCACAAAGCUGUCAUGAUGGGUGAACCCUUGUCUCUCAAUUAUUAGUCCAGAAGUUUAACUAUUGGAGUACAUUUGAAAGCUGUACUGUGUCCAAAGUGUGACUUGGUUACCUGUUAUAAGUCCUGAGGUUAAUAUUUUUAUUUUGCAUGUGGAUGAUGGCUCUUCAGAUUUCUCAAAUGUCCAACUUGUUUACUUGCUGUCUAUUUAUUCUCUGUGCCCACCUUUAUUUGUUCCCUUAAUCCAGCAAUGUUCACUACCUUCAGUUUUCUAAAACUUUUUGCAGAGCCUGGAACAUCCUGAUUAAUGUCAGCUGAUUAUCAUCCAAAUUGCUACUUUUAUCCAACUAAUAUUACUUUAUAUACCUUCAUAACAUUUGCCGAUACUUAUAACUUGGGGUUUCUGUCCAAGCCCAGUACCAGCCCUUUGGAUUUUAUCCCUCCGAGAGCAUGGACCUCUUUGGAGAGCUGGUGAUUAACCUACUAUCAUCAAUACUGUGUUCCAUUUGAAAAAAAGCUUCUUGUCUGCUUUAACAUUAUUUCUGAUGACUGGUUGCCGAUUUCUCUUAAAUUUUUCUCGUCCAUAUAAUGUGAUUGUGGGAUGGUUUGGAACGUGACUUUAAAUUGUGACCCCCUCUGUCUGCUUUGGAUUUAAGGACUUGCUGAAGUAAAAUAUAAAAUGGUAUACAGAAUGAUUAAAACAAACUCAAUAAUCACUGAAAUAUUUUUCUAUUGUUUUUGUUUGCUAAAAAAAAAGUAGGUUACUUUAAUAUUAAGGGGGAAAAUAUAUUUUUACUCAAAAGUUUGGAGGUGGAUGAGGGGAGAAAUUGCCAAUUUUCUUGCCUCUUGCACUGUUUUUCCCUUCAGCAAUGAACUUGACAGGAGAAGUUAAAUCAACUGGAUUUUUCGUGACAUUUCUUGAUAAAUUGUCAAGAUUAAUUCCAUUCUAUAAAGUCCUUUGUGUAAAAUGUAAAAUCUCCAGAUUUUCCCUUGAAAUGUUGUACAAAAAAUAAAUGCUAUAUAUUGUUCAACA
This is a messenger RNA of Leucoraja erinaceus (little skate), 4563 nucleotides long. It is a transcript of the gene ppp1r3cb, whose product is annotated as protein phosphatase 1, regulatory subunit 3Cb. The record is from RefSeq and is a predicted model, not a curated record. Gene Ontology annotation, biological process: regulation of glycogen biosynthetic process. Bases 131 to 1108 code for a protein of 325 amino acids. Gene Ontology annotation, cellular component: protein phosphatase type 1 complex. The transcript has 2 exons. Gene Ontology annotation, molecular function: protein phosphatase 1 binding; glycogen binding. Lineage: Eukaryota; Metazoa; Chordata; Chondrichthyes; Rajiformes; Rajidae.